Molecule: messenger RNA, 6711 nt
Organism: Chelonia mydas (Green sea turtle)
Lineage: Eukaryota; Metazoa; Chordata; Testudines; Cheloniidae
Gene: GABPA
Product: GA binding protein transcription factor subunit alpha
Exons: 10
Coding region: 2394-3761 (455 amino acids)
Biological process (GO): regulation of transcription by RNA polymerase II; cell differentiation
Cellular component (GO): nucleus
Molecular function (GO): sequence-specific DNA binding; DNA-binding transcription factor activity, RNA polymerase II-specific
Source: RefSeq, a predicted model, not a curated record
UGUGUCAGUUCAGUCAUAAAGGGGGAAGUGUGGGGAUUGCCCGUGAUUAUUGUUGUUCUGGGCGCAACAUACGCAAAUAUGUCCACUGUGGACGCUGCUGUGAAUCUCAUAGUUCUACUUAUCGGAGUAGCCAUGUUAGUCUGUAUCCACAAAAACAACAAAGCGUCCGGUGGUACCUUAAAGACUAACAGAUUUAUUUGGGUAUAAACUUCCGUGGCUAAAAUCUACUUCUUCAGAUGCAUCUGAAGAAGUGGGUUUUACCCACUAAAGCUUAUGCCCAAAUAAAUCUGUUAGACUUUAAGGUGCCACCGGACUCCUUAUAUUUCUACUUAUUAAGAUAUCUGUUUUUUGGGACAUCUUCUUAAAAUUUUUUGUGCUGAUUGUAGUUACAAGUGAAUCAUAAGAUCAGUGUAACGGAACAAAUGCAAAAUGUUGUUUCUUGGUUUCUGUUUUGCUUCAUUCCUGUGUGCAUUAACCAGUACUUUGUUUUAUAGUCAAUUUUACUGGUAUAUGCUAUGUAGUCACCUUUCCCCAUUCACACUUGUUUUUGUGUGACAUGCACUACAGUACUGGGAGAGGAAAACAUUUUAAAGAACAGUAAAAUAUGACAGGUUUCAGAGUAGCAGCCGUGUUAGUCUGUAUCCGUAAAAAGAAAAGGAGUACUCGUGGCACCUUAGAGACUAACAAAUUUAUUAGAGCAUAAGCUACACGAAAGCUUAUGCUCUAAUAAAUUUGUUAGUCUCUAAGGUGCCACGAGUACUCCUUUUCUUUUUAGUAAAAUAUGACUGCAAGACCACAAAGAUUGAGUUGGAUUUCAGUUUGAGUGUACCCCUUUCACAUCCAUUGUUUCCAAUCUAUGUAAAUAUUUAAGGUAAUGUGCUGCUAGAGAUUCACUGCUGAUAUAGUAGAGGGAACCGAUUGGUUACUUUGUUCUCUAGUCACAGUUAUUAGGCACAGAAAUAUUCACACUAGUCUGUUUCACAAUUACUUGUUUUGUAUUUGUAUCGUUGUUUCAAUACUUAUAUUCUAAUAGCACUAAGAGGCUUUAGUUAUGAUUUGAGCACUAUUUGUUCUGAUUUUUUUUUUUUUAUUAUAAACAAGUGCACCUAAUGCCAAGCUUUGGGCACCUUGACAGUUUCUUAAAGUACACUGCACUAACACAGACAGACUACAGCAAUUAUCCACAGAUCAUAAUAACCGGGCUGCAGCAUAAAACAAAUGUAAUACCCCCUAACAGAAUUACUGGUCGUUCUCCUAUCACUACCCAGCCAUGCCCAUCUCCCUAAAUCUUUAUGUUCUGUGGAGAAAAAGAGAGGUCUUGAAGUGUGUCCUGGAGGUUAACUAAGCGGUUACAGGACACCCUGCUAGCAGCCUUCUCUCUCUUGUAUUGGUGGGAGCAUCCUGUAGCUUAGGAGCCUCUGGUUUCCACAACUGUGGCAAUGGAUCAAAGUGACAGAAGAAGUCUCUUGGAUAGCUAGGUCCCAGGCCAGGUAGGGUUUUACAGGUCAAACAAAAUCUUAAAAUGAAGAAGCCAAUGGAUUAUAAUCUAUGCAGGUUGAAUUCAGGUUUGAUGUGCUCACAAAAAGAAAUGCUGCUUAACAAGCCAGGUUCUGAAUUCUGCAGCUCCUAGGUGGAUUUAAGGCAAAGAUAAAGAUGUUUUAUUUUCUUUGGCUAUUAAUCUAAUGCUGUCCUCGCUUUGGAGAAAGAUGAAAAAUGAUAAAUAAGAAAAAACGCCCAAAAGAAUAGUUUGACACUGACACAUUGCAUAAAUUAGGUGACCAUACCAGAUGCAUUUUCAUCUAGGUGCAUUGAUUACUGAACUUGGUGAGAAAUAAGAGACCUCAGAUGGAAAAUCUUUUGUUUGUUAGGUGUUUUGUAGAUUAAUGCUGAAUACUUUCACCUAUAAGAGGCAAUAUAAUUUUAAAAAAAUCAGAAAUAGGUAACAUUUAAUACAUCGUAUUUUUAGAAAAAGUUUUAUAGCAGUCAACAGCUUUCAGAUUCCUUCAAAGGACAGUAUGUAAUAUAAAUGGGACAGCAAAAUCUCUCAAGUAUUUUUUAAAACAAUUUGAAAUUUAAAUAUCAUCCAAUGAAAGGUAAACCUGACAAGAGCAUCAUAGAGCAUCCAAUAAAUGUAGAAGCCUCCAAAGGAAGAGAACAAAAGCUACCUCAGGAUGUAUGAUCUCUGCACCUAUAUGUCUGUUUAAAUUCCUGAAUUUGCCUUCUCCCAGAAAAAAACAAAACCAUCAACUUACUACUUCCAUUUGACAGAACAAGCAUUGUCAACUGCUUCAUGGUUUCUGCAUCACGCUUGCAUUUUAGAGCUGUGUAAUUGGCUUUAUGAACAGAGUUUGCAGCUGAAAACAUUUUUGGCCUGUUUUUGAGACUUUUUAGCCAUGACUAAAAGAGAUGCAGAGGAGCUGAUAGAAAUAGAAAUUGAUGGGACUGAGAAACAGGAGUGCACUGAAGAAAGCAUCGUUGAGCAGACGUACACCACAGCAGAAUUUGUGAGUCAGGCUAUUGACAUCAAUGAACCAGUUGGAAAUCUUAAGAAGUUGUUGGAACCAAGACUUCAGUGUUCCUUGGAUGCACAUGAAAUCUGCCUGCAAGAUAUCCAGCUGGACCCAGAUCGCAGUCUCUUUGAUCAAGGAGUAAAGACAGAUGGAACAGUACAGCUUAGUGUACAAGUAAUAUCCAGGCAAGGAAUAGAGCCCAAGUUAAACAUCCUUGAAAUUGUAAAGCCUGUAGAAACUGUGGAGGUAGUUAUCGAUCCGGAUGCCCACCAUGCUGAAGCUGAAGCUCACCUUGUUGAGGAAGCCCAAGUGAUAACUCUAGAUGGAACAAAACACAUUACAACAAUAUCAGAUGAAACUUCUGAGCAAGUGACUCGAUGGGCUGCAGCACUGGAAGGCUACAGAAAGGAGCAAGAACGCCUUGGAAUACCCUAUGACCCUGUACAGUGGUCAACAGACCAAGUACUCCACUGGGUGGUAUGGGUGAUGAAGGAGUUCAGCAUGACUGACAUAGACCUCAAUACUCUUAGUAUUCCAGGCCGAGAGUUAUGUAGCCUCAAUCAAGAGGACUUCUUCCAGAGGGUCCCUCGGGGAGAAAUCCUUUGGAGCCACCUGGAGCUUCUUCGAAAAUAUGUAUUGGCUAGCCAAGAACACUCUGGAGAAAUAGCAACAGUUACUAUUGAUCAGCCUGUGCAAAUUAUUCCAGCAUCUGUACAGCCUGCUACCCCAACCACCAUUAAAGUAAUAAACAGCAGUGCAAAGGCAGCUAAAGUACAAAGAGCACCAAGAAUCUCAGGAGAAGACAGAAGUUCACCUGGGAACAGAACAGGAAACAAUGGCCAGAUUCAGCUAUGGCAGUUUUUGCUAGAACUUCUUACUGACAAAGAUGCUCGAGACUGUAUUUCUUGGGUUGGCGAUGAAGGGGAAUUUAAACUGAAUCAACCUGAGCUGGUUGCACAGAAAUGGGGACAACGUAAAAAUAAACCCACCAUGAACUAUGAGAAGCUUAGUCGUGCUCUACGGUAUUACUAUGAUGGCGAUAUGAUCUGCAAAGUACAAGGCAAGAGGUUUGUGUACAAAUUUGUCUGUGACUUGAAAACUCUCAUUGGCUAUAGCGCAGCAGAGCUGAACCGGUUGGUCACAGAGUGUGAGCAAAAGAAACUGGCAAAGAUGCAACUCCAUGGCAUUGCACAGCCAGUCACAGCAGUAGCACUAGCUACAGCAUCCCUGCAAACUGAGAAAGACAAUUAAGCAUAAGGACCUGAAAGUGGGAGCCUGAGGCCUUUCUUAUAUACCCAGAGCAGUUAUCUUUAUCAGAAUCGGAAACUUCUUUUUAUUCCUUGACAGUACAAUAUGAUGCAUGAUUUUCUACAAAGAACUGAGACUCCCAUAAAUUUGGAUCUUUAACACACUGAAAUAUAUGCUAUGUUAAGGGAUCACCACACCUUCUUCAAUAUGAAGACAGACCCACUGUGUCAUGUAGUCUGCUGAAAUUGGUGAGGAAAGCUGAACUGGUUCAUGUUGUAUGUCCAGCCCUACAAAAUAUUUUUUGCAGCAUUUUAAGAAAAGUGAAGCAUUUACAGGAAACAGACUGGUCAAUAGUUUAAAUUCAGCCCUUUCUGAUAUUUUUUUAUUCUUUAUUGAACUACAAAAUGGAAUUGGAUGCUUACACAGUUAAAGCAGGAGCUGCCCUUAAACAUGCCUGUUAAUCUCAUCUAAUCAAGCAGAGCAGAAAGAACAGACACAUUAAAAAAUAAUAGAAAGCAUCAAGUCCUUAAGACAAUUUCUCUGUUUAUAAGCAAAGAAAACUAAGAAUAGACUAAACUCAAGAUCAGUGCUGAAGAAAGAGAUCCAUAUUUAAGUCUGGCUUAGAUCAAAAGCCAAUUAUGAGAAUUUCAUUAUAAUGUGUAGCUAACAUGCAUAUACUAGGGCAAGUUCUUAACUUCUGAAAAAUGUUAUGCUGGCUACUCAGCAAAAGAAAAUUAAUAAAGAUUUUCCUGUUUUUCCUGUCAGGUGAUUAAAAACUUGAAAAGGUAUCCCUCACCCAAAAAGAAGUUUUUAUUACUCUAUGCUGCAGAGUAUAUUAGCCAAUACUCCUUAUACCUGCACUUAGUUGAUCUUGAUGAACUGAAGACUUAAGUUAAUCACAUUCAGCAGUCCUUUUCUGUUUAGAAACAAAAUGAGUUGCAAAUAAGUUUAUAAAAAUCUGAAGUUUGACUUCCAGAUUAUUGUACAGUUUUUUUCCUAUUAAAAUAUGAAAAAAUAUAGUUUCUUAUUUAAAAUUAGUUUCUUUCCAAACUUCAGAUAAUGUUUUAAGGCCUCAGAAACAAAACUACACAUUCCUGAGACCUAAGCAGGACACAGUUAAGGGUUUGGAUACAUUUUUCGAAAUAUAUAUAAUUGGAAUGUAUCCUGAAUCCAGAGACUGGUAUUAAUACUUCUUCAUUCAGGCAUAUACAUGUUAAUAUGUACAAAACUGUGUCUCCAUGAUUUGUGAGCUUCUCCAUUAAUGACUUGCUAGACUUCUGUUAGUCUGAAUAGAGCAUUUUUUACUUUUUGCCCCUUUGUUUAAACAGUAUGAAUAUUGUGUUACCAUGCAUUUUUGCUGUUCUUGCAAGCAGAUUUUUUUUAAAUAAGGAACCAUCAGCAGAAGCUGUGGUGUCACUUGACAAGUAGUAAAAAUAUAAUUGCAUAAGAGAAAAUCUUUAGUACCAUGUUGAAAGGUCAAGUUACUCUUAAAACUUUUAAGUCAAGAAUCUGGCUAAACUGACAGAUGCUUAAUGUAAAAUGUACUUAAACGGAGUGGUGGGAGCACUAUGUUAUUGCUGUUGACAAGUAAAGAGAAACUGGCUUUCAAGGAAUUGGAAAUAUGUGAGACUUGUAUAUUUUUAGGGUUUAUUUUUUAAGGGUACAUCUAGGGGCUGAGGUAUUUUUCUCGGUGGAGGGGCAUCUCCAUGCCCCUCCUGUAGGCCUAAGGAUCUCAUGCCGUUUUGGCCAUCUACCAUUUAAGUCUCUCUAGCUGCCAUCUCCACCAUUGUAGCUUUCUCUUGGCAGAUUCCUCCAGUGACUUUUAAUUUACCAUUCUUGAAUUACUGAAGCACUCCCUCAUUUGCCAAAAGGGUGAGCAUGCUGCUUCUGAAUGAUGUAUUAGCUUGAUAAGAAGCUACACAAAUCCUUUUUAGUCCUUAACAAAUCCUUAAGUUACAGAUAUGGGUAAAUCAGUCAGAAGUCAAGUCAAAUGUCUAACUUGUAUGACUGUUAUAGUACAGUUGUAGCACAUUUUCACUAUUUAUCAAGCAUUUGAAAUCUCUUAUGUAAAUAGCUGAGGUCACUAUCUUGCUUAUGAAAGGGAAUAUUAGGCUGCAAGUUGUGUAGCUAACAACUUUUUUCUGUGUCCGGAAUUCCAUUUGUGCAGCUCUGUUCAAGACAAGGAUGACACUGUAAAUACAGGCCACAAUUCAAGUAGCUAAUUAAUAAAUGUGAUACAACUGCCUCUUAGAACACUGCUCAAUCUUUCUAGCAGAGGUCUAAAAUACUGCAAGUGGGCAGAGAAAGGAAGGGUUCAAAACGGUAACCUACCAAAUCAGUCUAAUGGAGGAUGAAUUAAUAUCAAAGCUAAUAAGUAAAAUUGAUGCUUUACCCUUGAAUAUACACAAAAUGAAAUAAAACUAUUAGGAAAGAUGGCAUCAAAACUUCCCAUGUAAAUACAUCUCAUUAUUUUGAAGCCCUUUAAUUUAGUAAAUAUGAUUAUCCCUUUUGGGUUUGUUUUAUAUGCAUUUUAUUUCCUGGUAGAAUCUGCUGCUCUUCCACCAUGUUCUUUUCAUUAAAAAAGGACCAAUGCAUUUUUCAAACAGCAUAAGGCUGUUGUCAAAUGUCCUGUAGCUAAGAGAGAAAUCUGACUAACUUGAUGUCUUCAAUUAAAUAAAGGAUGUAGAAUAUUAUAUGUCAAUAUAAUUGUUUUGUUGCUGCCAGAAAAAAAAUAAGUAUAAUCCCAAUUUUUUGUAAAACGGGGUUUUGCAUACAUUUUUACUCUUUAAAUAAAGACACUUAUACUCUGCUAAUAAUUAUGUAUUACUUUUGUUUUGAAUUUUUUUGGUAAUUUUACAUGAAACAAUUAUUUUCUAUUUUUACUCUGAUAAAAUAUUUGUGCAUAAAAUGUCAACAUAGUAAAAUAAAAAAAAUAAAACUGUUGCACAGCUUA